AUGCCUGCUGUGGAAGGCUGCCUGCUUUGUACUACAUCCUACCUUUGCCCAAUAACAACUCCAAACACCACGCUCUUCUCCAUCGCCACAGCCACAAACCGCGGCGUCUGCGACAUCGGGCGACAGAACCUCAUGGCCGACGUUACCAUCAUCCCAAACGUUGGCGAACAAAUCAUCAUCCCACCUGAAACCUGCCAUACAGACAACGACAGCUGCCUCCUUCCCAACACCACGAGGACAAGAACCUGCGUCAGCGGUGGCCCUCGGAACUACUACACCGUCAACGGCGACACAUACGAAAUCAUCGCGAGAAGGCUGAAUAUCACAACCGAGUCUCUCACGGCCGCGGCAUUAGGUGAUGAGACCACUGGACCGAAUGACCGUCUAUCGCCGGGCAAGUUCAUCAAAGUCCCUCUGUGCGAGCCCAGUCAGUGUGCUAUCCAGCCGUAUAUGUUCACCUGGGGCGUGUACAAGGAUCUGGCAGAAGAGUUCGGGACGACCGUCGGACAGAUUAUAAUGCUGAGCCCGACCUAUAAUUAUAGCAGUCUUGCUUUCCUGCCUGGCGGCAGUUUUCCGCCCACAGUGUGCUCGUGA
Aspergillus nidulans FGSC A4 is the source of this 594-nucleotide messenger RNA. RefSeq lists its product as uncharacterized. The record is from RefSeq and is a predicted model, not a curated record. Bases 1 to 594 code for a protein of 197 amino acids. Lineage: Eukaryota; Fungi; Ascomycota; Eurotiomycetes; Eurotiales; Aspergillaceae. Gene Ontology annotation, cellular component: extracellular region. The transcript is spliced from 3 exons.